Cloeon dipterum is the source of this 2631-nucleotide messenger RNA. RefSeq names its product SAM-motif ubiquitously expressed punctatedly localized protein (gene Samuel). The coding region runs from base 412 to 1407 and encodes 331 amino acids. NCBI's taxonomy places the organism in Eukaryota, Metazoa, Arthropoda, Insecta, Ephemeroptera, Baetidae. Gene Ontology annotation, cellular component: nucleus. The transcript has 6 exons. The record is from RefSeq and is a predicted model, not a curated record. Gene Ontology annotation, biological process: negative regulation of DNA-templated transcription. Gene Ontology annotation, molecular function: histone binding; chromatin binding.
ACCUGUCAUUAGUCACUAUACGCCGGUGAGAGCUUAUGGUGUGCCAGCAGCCGUUACUCCAGCGCCAAAGCCAAUCGUAUCUGUGCUCGUUGUGCUGCUUGGAUUAUUUUUCACAGCCCAAAAGUGGCUGCGCUAACCACCAGCUCGGACGACGCUCCGGACGCGGACGUACGAUGGAGCCGCAACCCACCCGUGGCACCCAACAGCGUGGACAAUGCGGGGGUCAGCAGGGCGAAAGAAAGAGCCCGUCUGACGUCCAUCAUCGAGCAUUUGACCGCCGCCCGGGGCUCAACUUUGACACAGAGCAGCGCUCGGUACGGUGAAGGUGGAACCGAAGCCGAAGCCACAACGGAGGCACCAAAGUCGCGAAAGCGGCGUGCACACCACGCAGCCGCACCCCUCAGUGGGGACAUGGCCGAGGUGAAAACCGAGAGGGUUAGUCCGGUGCCGUCGCCUAGCGGCGCCAACCUACCCGCUAUCAAACACAUGGAGCAGAUGAUGAACAGAAACUACAGCGACUUCAUGCGCAGUCUGGCAGCCAAAUACAACAACUCCAAUCCUAACGAAGAUUCAACAAGAGCCUCGGACGUUUUCAGUUACUUCAGCAACUCCCGCAACGGCUACCUAAAAGGUCCAUUUCCCGGUGCCACCCCGCCCCCCGAGAUCCCGACCCCGAAGGCGCCAAAGCCCGCGGAGCCGUCGCCCCUACUGCUGGGCCACCCGGCGCUGGGCUUCCCCGGGCUGAUGGACAUGAGCUCGACUCAGGCGCUCCUCAGCAUGGUGCGUUCGGCCAACCUGGAGCAGUAUCUCAAGGGCAAGCAGGGUCCCCUGGACCUGAGUGCCGCGGCACCGCACCCCAGCAAGAAGGUGCGCACCGAGCUGAAGAGCGUGUCGCCCAAGCCGCCGCCGCGCUCGGCCAGCUCUGGCAGCGCCAACAGCGCCUCCGCCGCCUUGGGGGCCUUGGGCGCCGCCGCCGCCCACGGCUGCCCCUCGCUGUGCACCGACCGGCCCUGCGAGGGCCAGGGCAUCUCGCACUGGGGCGUCGAAGACGUCUGCAGCUUCGUCGCCAGCAUCGACAUCUGCGCCGAGUACACACAGGUGUUCAGGGAGCAGUCGAUCGACGGCUCGGCGUUGCCACUCUUGACCGAAGAACACCUCACCAACAGCCUGGGUCUGAAACUGGGUCCAGCGCUGAAGCUGCGGGCGACGAUCGCGCGGCGCCUCGGCCACUGCGCCUCCUGCCUCCACUGCGUACACUGCCACGGUGGCGGCAGCACCGGCGGCGGCGCCGCCUCCCCGACCGCCUCCAUCACGCAGGCCGCGGCCCCGUCGCCACGACAGUCGGCGUCGCCGCAAGCGCCGUCGACGCCACGGGCGCCGAGCGCCGGGCCCAGUUCUGCCUCAUGAGGCGCCAACCGCGCGGUGUACAUUGCUCAAGAAUUUAUAUUGUUGCGUCUGAAAUGCGUGUUUGCGUUUGUUUGCUUGUUUUGUUCGUUUUGGCGCCUCGGGAACCGCGUGAGAUCUCCUCCACGUAUUCGGCGUAAUCUUUGUUUUGCGCGCGCGGGACUGCUGCAGGGAGUUUUUGAGCUGAUUCCUUCGCUCCGUUUGUUUGCUUAAUAUGAGACGACGAUUAUGCGGUUUUGGACUAAACCAAAGGAAAAUCGAUGCAAAUUGGGAGAUUUUGUGGGCCAAAUCGUGAUUGUAAAGGCUCCUGUGGCGAUCUUGAGUUUUCUGUAUCGAGGAAUGAGUUCAAACAGACCUGACUGUAAGUCUGGUUCGAAAAAGAGUACUACUUCAAACUAUUUGAAGAUGUUACAGUUCCGUAGAAAAAAUAAUGAACAGUAUUCACUCGCUUUUUGAUAUAAAAGGCAAAUAUUAUUUUUUUUAAUUCUGAUUAAACUAAACAUCAGCUAAACAGGAUGAGGUUCUGUGGCAGAAAUUGGAAUUUCUUCCAGCGUGUGAGUUGCAUGAUUUGCAGCAAGAUUAAGCCUAGCUUAAGUACUGACUAGAGUGAUUGAAAUAGUAUACGGACAUGAUGUUAAAUGCAUAGAUUUCACAAUUUAUUGUAAAGCAAAGUUAGUUAGGUAUGCAGUUUGAAAUCAGUGAAGUGUAAAAAUUAUUCACUAUUAUACACUCCUUUGGAAUACAUUAAAUUAUACAUAGUGCCUAUAUGCUUGCUACGGCGAGGCAGAGAGAACAAUCAGCACAUCUGUGAUAACAAAACCACACACGUAACACGACAUUGAAACGUUUGUUGAAAAUUCAUUUGUGCAUGUUUAAGAUAUAUACACGUGUUUGCCGUUAUCUGUGUCCAAAUUGUGCAAUAUGUAAAUCGGAUCAAUUUAUCUUUAGAUAAAUAGGAAGAAAGAACAACAGGAGUUUUUGUAGUUGACAGAGAUUUAUAACUUUUGUUGUGGAGGUGCUAAAUAGCUGAAGUUGCGUGUAAAGAGAACACUUAUUUAUUGACCUCUAUGAAGAGCUUUUAUGUUAUUUACAUUUAAAAAGAAGGAUGAAUGUUCAGGAAACACUGAGUGCAUUUUCGUGUCGAAAGAGAGUAGAUUGUGCUUUGGAAAUAUUGUUAUUUGGUAACUAUUUUGAUUUCAAUAAACGUGAAUUCAAUAUAAUUAUUAA